AUGCGCCUCCUCCCGUCCCUCCUCCGCCUCCGCCUCCGUCUCCCCACGCCAAACCUCCAAACCGCACACCUCACCACCUCUCCCUCCCUCCUCAAUGGCAAAUCCCUCCCGCCCCGCACCCCCCUCCUCGACGCCGACCUAAUCGAAAACUUUCUCAAAGGCUCCGGGCCCGGCGGCCAAAAAAUCAACAAAACUUCCUCCGCCGUACAACUCAAGCAUAUACCUACUGGUAUCGUAGUCAAGUACCAGGAUACGCGGUCAAGAGAGAUAAACCGGAAGAUGGCGAGAAGGAUACUGCAGGAAAGGAUUGAAGAGUUGGAGUUGGGGGAGGGGGCGCGGACGAAGGUCAAGGCGAGGGAGAAGGCGAAGAAGAAGGCGAGUAGUGGGAAGAAGGCUAGGAGGAAGUAUAGGGCGUUGGCGGAGGGUAAGGAGAGUGAUGAAGUUGCAGAGGAAGAGGGCGGAGAGGAAGUGCUGGUUAAUGGUAGAGAGGAGAGGAGUUCAGAUGGAUUGGAGGAGAAGGUCGAGGUCACGGAUAAGAGUAGGACGGUGGGCGGUUGA
Molecule: messenger RNA, 558 nt
Organism: Alternaria ventricosa
Lineage: Eukaryota; Fungi; Ascomycota; Dothideomycetes; Pleosporales; Pleosporaceae
Exons: 1
Coding region: 1-558 (185 amino acids)
Biological process (GO): translational termination
Cellular component (GO): mitochondrion
Molecular function (GO): translation release factor activity
Source: RefSeq, a predicted model, not a curated record